AGCAAAUCAAGCAACAAAUCGCGUGAUAUAAACCGCAGCUGAACUCCGUUAUGUUUUGGUUCCGCUUUCGUUUCUUAGCUUUAGCUAAAGUUGUCGGUCCCGGUGACAGCGGCUGAGGUCGACCAGCGUCCGCUGAAGUUGAGUCCUGGUUCACUGUCCACCAGUUGGUGGCGGUAGUGCGCCAUUUUGUCGUUUACAACUGCCAAUAAAAACGAGGACGAAGUAGAAGAAGACUUGGCCACUGAAACGUAGCGUCAAGUUGAUCGAGUUGCAUAUUUGUGGUCAGGAAAAUGAGCCGAAGUUAUAACGAUGAGCUGCAGUACCUAGAAAAACUCAACAGCAACAGCUGGAGGAUUAAGAAGGGCUUCGUCCCAAACAUGCGGGUGGAAGGAGUUUUCUACGUUAACGACUCCUUGGAGAAGCUGAUGUUUGAGGAGCUACGUAACGCCUGCAGAGGAGGAGGUGUCGGCGGAUUCCUUCCAGCCAUGAAACAGAUAGGAAAUGUAGCAGCGCUGCCCGGGAUCAUACAUAGAUCCAUUGGCCUCCCAGACGUCCACUCUGGAUACGGAUUUGCCAUUGGAAACAUGGCAGCCUUCGACAUGGAUGACCCCGAUGCUGUGGUGUCUCCAGGCGGUGUUGGUUUUGACAUAAACUGUGGCGUCCGUUUGCUGCGUACCAAUCUGGACGAGAGAGACGUCCAGCCAGUGAAGGAGCAGUUGGCCCAGUCUCUGUUCGACCACAUCCCAGUGGGAGUCGGCUCCAAAGGAGUCAUCCCAAUGGGGGCCAAGGACCUGGAGGAGGCUCUGGAGAUGGGGGUGGACUGGUCUCUGCGGGAGGGCUACGCCUGGGCUGAGGAUAAGGAGCACUGUGAGGAGUAUGGCAGGAUGCUACAGGCCGACCCCAACAAAGUGUCCUCCAAGGCCAAGAAGAGAGGCCUGCCACAGCUGGGGACUCUGGGAGCAGGAAACCACUACGCUGAGAUCCAGGUGGUGGAUGAGAUCUACAAUGACUAUGCCGCUAAAAAGAUGGGCAUCGACCACAAAGGUCAGGUGUGUGUCAUGAUCCACAGCGGGAGCAGAGGCCUCGGACACCAGGUCGCCACAGAUGCUCUUGUUGCCAUGGAGAAGGCCAUGAAGAGGGAUAAAAUCACAGUAAACGAUCGGCAGCUGGCCUGCGCUCGCAUCACAUCACAGGAAGGGCAGGACUACCUGAAAGGCAUGGCUGCUGCAGGAAACUACGCCUGGGUCAACCGCUCGUCCAUGACCUUCCUCACCCGACAGGCGUUCUCCAAAGUAUUUGGUACAACGCCAGACGACCUGGACAUGCACGUUAUCUAUGACGUCUCCCACAACAUCGCCAAAGUGGAGGAGCACGUGGUGGAUGGCAAACAGCGGACUUUGCUCGUUCACCGCAAAGGCUCCACCCGAGCGUUCCCGCCCCACCACCCCCUCAUCCCCGUGGACUACCAGCUCACAGGUCAGCCAGUGCUGAUCGGAGGAACGAUGGGAACCUGCAGCUACGUCCUCACUGGGACCGAACAAGGAAUGACGGAAACAUUCGGCACCACCUGUCACGGAGCGGGCCGAGCUCUGUCUCGAGCAAAGUCCCGCAGGAAUUUGGACUUUCAGGACGUCCUGGACAAACUGGCUGACAUGGGAAUUGCCAUCAGAGUGGCUUCGCCCAAACUGGUCAUGGAGGAGGCUCCUGAAUCGUACAAGAAUGUGACAGAUGUCGUUAACACGUGUCACGAUGCUGGAAUCAGUAAGAAAGCCAUUAAACUGAGGCCGAUCGCUGUGAUUAAAGGCUGAAGCUGCACCACUCCACAUGUAACGACACUUUACUGGCUGUUUAAACAGUCAUGAACUGGAAACGUUUUGCUCACAACUUUACUUUAACGAAAUGCACUUGUGUUGAAGAGCAUGAAGGAGAUGUCUGGCCUUAAAAUGCAUAAAGUCAUUGAUGCCAAAUAUCUGAUUCAAAUAAAGAAUCGAAAAGCUCAA
Messenger RNA from Betta splendens (Siamese fighting fish), 2000 nucleotides. It is a transcript of the gene rtcb, whose product is annotated as RNA 2',3'-cyclic phosphate and 5'-OH ligase. Lineage: Eukaryota; Metazoa; Chordata; Actinopteri; Anabantiformes; Osphronemidae. The record is from RefSeq and is a predicted model, not a curated record. Gene Ontology annotation, molecular function: RNA ligase (ATP) activity. The coding region runs from base 291 to 1808 and encodes 505 amino acids. Gene Ontology annotation, biological process: tRNA splicing, via endonucleolytic cleavage and ligation. The transcript has 13 exons. Gene Ontology annotation, cellular component: tRNA-splicing ligase complex; nucleus.